GUCACCGGCACCACACUCUCUAUAGCAGGCCGCAUCCCCAACAACAAGCAAACUGUCCUUACCAAUGCAAUGAACAAAAAACCUAAACACACGCAUCACAAGGGGCUUGCAGCUGAGGGCCAUGUUCAAAACUCUAAGCGGAACAUCAUGGACAUGGGCGCACUAGAGAAGGAAUUCGAUAAAGAUCUUGGCCAAUGGGUAGAAAAAACCACGCAUGAUCCUUCACAUACAACGCGACAUGCGCAUUCGCAGCACACGGAGGCGAACAAGGCUGAAUCGUGCGCGUCACCCCCAAUGAGUACGCCGACGCCUGCUCUCAAUGCUCAUGGGGUGUUGGCAGUCAAGGCAGCCAGUCCUCUGCUGGAUGAUCCACUUGAUGCCAGCACGCCUACUCCUUCUUCAUCAUGCUCGAGCCAGGCAAGCUCCAGAUCAAGUUAUCCGCCAAGCAGCCGUCAAUCCAAUCAGAGUAUUCCAGUCUCGCGUGUGUCCGUGUCUCCUCCAAGACAAAGCACAACUCAAAGCAGCCCACCGAGCCAAGCACAACCGGCUCCAUAUCCGACCAAUACACUCGUCGUGACCAAUGUCAAUGGAACCAUUCAAAAUAUCACUUAUGGUAAUGCGCAUAAUGGCUCUGAUGUCUUGCCAUGGCUCAGAAAACCAACUGCUUUAGCGGUUUCAGCGACGGAAGUAGGCAAUGAGGCAAUAGCUACACCUACAAUGACAAAUGCUAUGGACGAUCUUGGCGUGGCCGUUGCGUCAUCUGUUGUGCUCACUGCCUCACCCACGCCAUCCUCUUCAGCUGGAACACUUGGACCAGGCACGGCCGGCAGCCUUCGAAGUGAUAGCAGCACAGGCCUUUCUCAAACCGGCAAGACUGUUCUUGGCAGUGUUCUUGGCGUUGUUGGUGGCCUUGGUCUUCUCUGUGCCGUUGCCUUGCUCCUCUUUUCACAACGAAAACGUCGGCGUCUCAACAAACGAGACAGCAAGACUGCCUUGGCGAGCGACAAGCAGAAGAGCUAUGCUAGUACUUGGACAACCCCAAAUGCAGCAGCUGCUAUUCGAGCUCGCGAGAUUGGCAGCGCCGGUGAGAGUGGGAUUGGUCAAGACGCGCACGAACGUUCCUUCCACGUUGUGUCUGGUCAACAUCUGCCGCAACCGCCAUCGAUGAUUCUACCUGGUCAACGCACACGAGGCGUAUCACCAUCACCCAUUGUGUUUCGAAAUGGUCAGCCGCCGCCAGGUACGGGCAAUAGCGACGGUCAAGAUCCAUUCUCAGACUCGGCUGCGAUAGCCUGGCCCUUGAGUGCAGGCAUGAUCAUGAGUGAUGCACAACCCUCGCCGGAUAGCAGUCCGACGACAUUCACACGCACAGGCCGGAUAGGUUCCUUAGCAGGACACUCGUCAAGAGCUUCAUUGACCGCAUCUGGCAGUCGAUUCGUCGAGCAUGGACUCUAA
Protomyces lactucae-debilis is the source of this 1455-nucleotide messenger RNA. RefSeq lists its product as uncharacterized. The transcript has a single exon. The coding region runs from base 70 to 1455 and encodes 461 amino acids. The record is from RefSeq and is a predicted model, not a curated record. NCBI's taxonomy places the organism in Eukaryota, Fungi, Ascomycota, Taphrinomycetes, Taphrinales, Protomycetaceae.